UCUCUCGCGAGAAACCGCUGCGCGGACGAUACUUGAAGAGGUGGGGAAAGGAGGGGGCCGCGGGAGCCGCUGCAGAGACUGUGGGUGCCACAAGCGGACAGGCGGCCACAGCUGGGACAGCUGCGAGCGGAGCUGAGCGGAGCGGUGGCUGCAGCGGCCAGGACCGGGAGCAGUCGCCGCCGCCUCCUCGGGAGUCGGAGCCGCCGCUUCUCCACUGGCAGGGGCCGCCUGAAGUGGGAGCAGCGCCUGGAGAAGGCGGGAGGAGCCCGGCCCGGGGGACGGGCGGCAGGAGAGCGGGACCCCGGUGGCGCGGUGCGCUUCAGGGCGCAGCGGCGGCCGCAGACCGAGCCCUGGGCGCAGCAGGAGGCGGCGGGAGCCGGCGGCGGCUCGGCAUCAUGCGGCGAGGGGGCCUGCUGGAGAUCAUCCUGGGAUUUACCGUGCUUUUAGCGUCCUACACGAGCCACGGGGCGGACGCCAAUUUGGAGGCUGGGAACGUGAAGGAAACCAGAGCCAGCCGGGCCAAGAGAAGAGGAGGCGGAGGACACGACGCACUUAAAGGACCCAAUGUCUGUGGAUCACGUUACAAUGCCUACUGUUGCCCUGGUUGGAAAACCUUACCUGGCGGAAAUCAGUGUAUUGUCCCCAUUUGCCGGCAUUCCUGUGGGGAUGGAUUUUGUUCGAGGCCAAAUAUGUGCACUUGCCCGUCUGGUCAGAUAGCUCCUUCCUGUGGCUCCAGAUCCAUUCAACACUGCAGUAUUCGCUGUAUGAAUGGAGGUAGCUGCAGUGACGAUCACUGUCUAUGCCAGAAAGGAUACAUAGGGACUCACUGCGGACAACCUGUUUGUGAAAGUGGCUGUCUCAAUGGAGGAAGGUGUGUGGCCCCCAAUCGAUGUGCAUGCACUUACGGCUUUACUGGACCCCAGUGUGAAAGAGAUUACAGGACAGGCCCAUGUUUUACUGUGGUCAGCAACCAGAUGUGCCAGGGACAACUCAGCGGGAUUGUCUGCACAAAAACGCUCUGCUGUGCCACAGUCGGCCGAGCCUGGGGCCACCCCUGUGAGAUGUGUCCUGCCCAGCCUCACCCCUGCCGCCGUGGCUUUAUUCCAAAUAUCCGCACAGGAGCUUGUCAAGAUGUGGAUGAAUGCCAGGCCAUCCCCGGGCUCUGUCAAGGAGGAAAUUGCAUUAAUACUGUUGGGUCUUUUGAGUGCAAAUGCCCUGCUGGACACAAAUUUAAUGAAGUGUCACAAAAAUGUGAAGAUAUUGAUGAAUGCAGCACAAUUCCUGGAAUCUGUGAUGGGGGCGAAUGUACAAACACAGUCAGCAGUUACUUUUGCAAAUGUCCCCCUGGUUUUUACACCUCUCCAGAUGGUACCAGAUGCAUAGAUGUUCGCCCAGGAUACUGUUACACAGCCCUGGCAAAUGGGCACUGCUCUAACCAGCUGCCACAGUCCAUAACCAAGAUGCAAUGCUGCUGUGAUGCCGGCAGAUGCUGGUCUCCAGGGGUCACUGUCGUCCCUGAGAUGUGUCCUAUCAGAGCAACUGAGGAUUUCAACAAGCUGUGCUCUGUUCCUAUGGUUAUUCCUGGGAGACCAGAAUAUCCUCCCCCACCCCUUGGCCCCAUUCCUCCAGUUCUCCCUGUUCCUCCUGGCUUUCCUUCUGGACCUCAAAUUCCGGUCCCUCGACCACCAGUGGAAUAUCCGUAUCCAUCUCGGGAACCACCAAGGGUGCUGCCAGUCAACGUCACUGACUACUGCCAGUUGGUCCGUUAUCUCUGUCAAAAUGGACGCUGCAUUCCAACUCCUGGGAGUUACCGGUGUGAGUGCAACAAAGGGUUCCAGCUGGACCUCCGUGGAGAGUGCAUUGAUGUCGAUGAAUGUGAGAAAAACCCCUGCGCUGGUGGCGAGUGUAUUAACAACCAGGGUUCGUAUACCUGUCAGUGCCGAGCUGGAUAUCAGAGCACACUCACACGGACAGAAUGCCGAGACAUUGAUGAAUGUUUACAGAAUGGCCGGAUCUGCAAUAAUGGGCGCUGCAUCAACACAGAUGGCAGUUUUCAUUGCGUGUGUAAUGCAGGCUUUCACGUUACACGAGAUGGGAAGAACUGUGAAGAUAUGGAUGAAUGCAGCAUAAGGAACAUGUGCCUUAAUGGAAUGUGUAUCAAUGAAGAUGGCAGUUUUAAAUGUAUUUGCAAACCUGGAUUCCAGCUGGCAUCAGAUGGGCGUUAUUGCAAAGACAUUAACGAGUGCGAAACCCCUGGGAUCUGCAUGAAUGGGCGUUGUGUCAACACUGACGGCUCCUACAGAUGUGAAUGCUUUCCGGGACUGGCUGUGGGUCUGGAUGGACGUGUGUGUGUUGACACACACAUGCGGAGCACAUGCUAUGGUGGAUACAAAAGAGGCCAAUGUAUCAAACCUUUGUUUGGUGCUGUCACUAAAUCUGAGUGCUGUUGUGCCAGCACUGAGUAUGCCUUUGGGGAACCUUGCCAGCCGUGUCCUGCACAGAAUUCAGCGGAAUAUCAGGCACUCUGCAGCAGUGGGCCGGGGAUGACGUCUGCAGGCAGUGAUAUAAAUGAAUGUGCACUAGAUCCUGAUAUCUGCCCAAAUGGAAUCUGUGAAAACCUUCGUGGAACCUAUAAAUGUAUAUGCAAUUCAGGAUAUGAAGUGGAUUCAACUGGGAAAAACUGUGUUGAUAUUAAUGAAUGUGUACUGAACAGUCUCCUUUGUGACAAUGGACAGUGUAGAAAUACUCCUGGAAGUUUUGUCUGCACCUGCCCCAAGGGAUUUAUCUACAAACCUGACCUAAAAACAUGUGAAGACAUUGAUGAAUGCGAAUCAAGUCCUUGCAUUAAUGGAGUCUGCAAGAACAGCCCAGGCUCUUUUAUUUGUGAAUGUUCUUCUGAAAGUACUUUGGAUCCAACAAAAACCAUCUGCAUAGAAACCAUCAAGGGCACUUGCUGGCAGACUGUCACCAUCGAUGGGCGGUGUGAGAUCAACAUCAAUGGAGCCACCUUAAAGUCCCAGUGCUGCUCCUCCCUCGGUGCUGCAUGGGGGAGUCCGUGCACCCCAUGCCAAGUUGAUCCCAUAUGUGGUAAAGGGUACUCAAGGAUUAAAGGAACACAGUGUGAAGAUAUUGAUGAAUGUGAAGUAUUCCCAGGAGUGUGCAAAAAUGGCCUGUGUGUUAACACUAGGGGGUCAUUCAAGUGUGAGUGUCCCAAUGGAAUGACUUUGGAUGCCACAGGAAGGAUCUGUCUAGACAUCCGCCUGGAAACCUGCUACCUGAGGUAUGAGGACGAGGAGUGCACCCUGCCUAUUGCUGGCCGCCACCGCAUGGACGCCUGCUGCUGCUCUGUCGGGGCAGCCUGGGGUACUGAGGAAUGCGAGGAGUGUCCCAUGAGAAAUACCCCUGAGUAUGAGGAGCUGUGUCCCAGAGGACCCGGAUUUGCCACAAAAGAAAUUACAAAUGGAAAACCUUUCUUCAAAGAUAUCAAUGAGUGCAAGAUGAUACCCAGCCUCUGCACCCACGGCAAGUGCAGAAACACCAUCGGCAGCUUUAAGUGCAGAUGUGACAGCGGCUUUGCUCUUGAUUCUGAAGAAAGGAACUGCACAGACAUUGACGAAUGCCGCAUAUCUCCUGACCUCUGUGGCAGAGGCCAGUGUGUGAACACCCCCGGGGACUUUGAAUGCAAAUGUGACGAAGGCUAUGAAAGUGGGUUCAUGAUGAUGAAAAACUGCAUGGAUAUCGAUGAGUGUCAGAGAGAUCCUCUCCUAUGCCGAGGUGGUGUUUGCCACAACACAGAGGGAAGUUACCGCUGUGAAUGUCCGCCUGGCCAUCAGCUGUCCCCCAACAUCUCCGCGUGUAUCGACAUCAAUGAGUGUGAGCUGAGUGCACACCUGUGUCCCAAUGGCCGCUGUGUGAACCUCAUAGGGAAGUAUCAGUGUACCUGCAACCCUGGCUACCAUUCAACUCCCGACAGGCUAUUUUGUGUUGACAUUGAUGAAUGCAGCAUAAUGAACGGUGGUUGUGAAACCUUCUGCACAAACUCCGAAGGCAGCUAUGAAUGUAGCUGUCAGCCGGGAUUUGCGCUAAUGCCUGACCAGAGAUCGUGCACCGACAUCGAUGAGUGUGAAGAUAAUCCCAAUAUCUGUGAUGGUGGUCAGUGUACAAAUAUCCCUGGAGAGUACAGGUGCUUGUGUUACGAUGGAUUCAUGGCAUCUGAAGACAUGAAAACUUGUGUAGAUGUCAAUGAGUGUGACCUGAAUCCAAAUAUCUGCCUAAGUGGAACCUGUGAAAACACAAAAGGCUCCUUUAUCUGCCACUGUGAUUUGGGCUACUCUGGCAAGAAAGGAAAAACUGGCUGUACAGACAUCAAUGAAUGUGAAAUUGGAGCACACAACUGUGGCAGACAUGCUGUGUGUACCAACACAGCAGGAAGCUUCAAAUGUAGCUGCAGUCCUGGGUGGAUUGGAGAUGGCAUUAAGUGCUCUGAUCUGGAUGAAUGUUCCAAUGGAACUCAUAUGUGCAGCCAGCAUGCAGACUGCAAGAAUACCAUGGGAUCUUACCGCUGUCUGUGCAAGGAAGGAUACACGGGCGAUGGCUUCACUUGUAUAGACCUUGAUGAGUGCUCCGAGAAUCUGAAUCUCUGUGGCAAUGGCCAGUGCCUCAAUGCCCCAGGAGGAUACCGCUGUGAAUGCGACAUGGGCUUCGUGCCCAGUGCUGACGGGAAAGCCUGUGAAGAUAUCGAUGAGUGCUCCCUUCCGAACAUCUGUGUCUUUGGAACUUGCCACAACCUCCCUGGCCUCUUCCGCUGUGAGUGUGAGAUAGGCUAUGAACUGGACAGGAGCGGCGGGAACUGCACAGAUGUUAAUGAAUGCCUGGAUCCAACCACGUGCAUCAGUGGGAACUGUAUCAACACUCCAGGCAGCUAUACCUGUGACUGCCCACCUGAUUUUGAGCUGAAUCCAACUCGAGUUGGCUGUGUGGAUACCCGCUCUGGAAAUUGCUAUUUGGAUAUUCGACCUCGAGGAGACAAUGGAGAUACAGCCUGCAGCAAUGAAAUUGGAGUUGGUGUUUCCAAAGCUUCCUGUUGCUGUUCUCUGGGUAAAGCCUGGGGUACUCCUUGUGAGAUGUGCCCCGCUGUGAACACAUCUGAGUACAAAAUUCUUUGUCCUGGAGGGGAAGGUUUUCGACCAAAUCCUAUCACCGUUAUAUUGGAAGAUAUUGAUGAGUGCCAGGAGCUACCAGGGCUGUGCCAAGGGGGGAAAUGUAUCAACACCUUCGGGAGUUUCCAGUGCCGCUGUCCAACCGGCUACUACCUGAAUGAAGAUACGCGAGUGUGUGAUGCUGUUCGCCUACAGCCAUAUACCCACCACUCUCUGCUAUGUACUGACACGUUGCCAAACACAUUUCACUAUGCACACCAAAUGUCCCACACCCCUUGUUCGUCUCACUUGUGUUCUCACACUUCCACACACAUAAACUCGACUCACUGGUCCACUACUCCCCCCACGUCCAUGUGUAUACACGUGAUCGGUCCUCUACUGGUCAUGUCUACAGCUCGUUACGACCACUUCUUGCACGGCGUGACCUCCUCCAAUUCUUUUUUUGCCUCCUGCCUAGAUAUGAGAAGAAGUUUGUGCUACAGAAACUACUAUGCUGACAACCAGACCUGUGAUGGAGAACUGUUAUUCAACAUGACCAAGAAGAUGUGCUGUUGUUCCUACAACAUCGGCCGGGCCUGGAAUAAGCCCUGUGAGCAGUGUCCCAUCCCAAGUACAGAUGAAUUUGCUACACUGUGUGGAAGUCAAAGGCCAGGCUUUGUCAUCGACAUUUAUACUGGUUUACCUGUUGAUAUUGAUGAGUGCCGGGAGAUCCCUGGGGUCUGUGAAAAUGGUGUGUGUAUCAACAUGGUUGGCAGCUUCCGAUGUGAAUGUCCAGUGGGAUUCUUCUACAAUGACAAGUUGUUGGUUUGUGAAGAUAUUGAUGAGUGUCAGAACGGCCCAGUGUGCCAGCGCAAUGCCGAAUGCAUCAACACUGCGGGCAGCUACCGCUGCGACUGUAAGCCCGGCUACCGCUUCACUUCCACGGGACAGUGCAAUGAUCGUAAUGAAUGUCAAGAAAUCCCCAACAUAUGCAGUCACGGGCAGUGCAUUGACACGGUUGGAAGUUUUUAUUGCCUUUGCCACACUGGUUUUAAAACAAAUGCUGACCAAACCAUGUGCUUGGACAUAAAUGAAUGUGAAAGAGAUGCCUGUGGGAACGGAACUUGCCGGAACACAAUUGGUUCCUUCAACUGCCGCUGCAAUCAUGGUUUCAUCCUGUCUCACAACAAUGACUGCAUAGAUGUUGAUGAAUGUGCAAGUGGAAACGGGAAUCUUUGCAGAAAUGGCCAAUGCAUUAAUACAGUUGGCUCUUUCCAGUGUCAGUGCAAUGAUGGCUAUGAGGUGGCUCCAGAUGGGAGGACCUGUGUGGAUAUCAAUGAAUGUCUUCUAGAACCAGGAAAAUGUGCACCAGGUACCUGUCAAAACUUGGAUGGGUCCUACAGAUGCAUUUGUCCACCUGGAUACAGUCUGCAAAAUGACAAGUGCGAAGAUAUUGAUGAGUGUGUUGAAGAGCCAGAAAUUUGUGCCCUGGGCACAUGCAGUAACACUGAAGGCAGCUUCAAAUGUCUGUGUCCAGAAGGGUUUUCCUUGUCCUCCACUGGAAGAAGGUGCCAAGAUUUGCGAAUGAGCUACUGUUACGCAAAGUUUGAAGGAGGAAAGUGUUCAUCACCCAAAUCCAGAAAUCACUCCAAGCAGGAAUGCUGCUGUGCAUUGAAGGGAGAAGGCUGGGGAGACCCCUGCGAACUGUGCCCCACUGAACCUGAUGAGGCCUUCCGCCAGAUCUGUCCUUACGGAAGUGGGAUCAUCGUGGGACCUGAUGAUUCAGCAGUUGAUAUGGAUGAAUGCAAAGAACCCGAUGUCUGUAAACAUGGACAGUGCAUCAAUACAGAUGGCUCCUAUCGCUGCGAAUGUCCCUUUGGUUAUAUUCUAGCAGGGAAUGAAUGUGUGGAUACUGAUGAAUGUUCCGUGGGCAAUCCUUGUGGAAAUGGAACCUGCAAGAAUGUGAUUGGAGGUUUCGAAUGCACCUGUGAGGAGGGAUUUGAGCCGGGCCCAAUGAUGACAUGUGAAGAUAUAAAUGAAUGUGCCCAGAAUCCUCUGCUCUGUGCCUUCCGAUGUGUGAACACUUACGGAUCAUAUGAAUGCAAAUGUCCUGUGGGAUAUGUUCUCAGAGAAGACCGUAGGAUGUGCAAAGACGAGGAUGAGUGUGAGGAGGGAAAACAUGACUGCACUGAAAAACAAAUGGAAUGCAAGAACCUCAUUGGCACAUACAUGUGCAUCUGUGGACCUGGGUAUCAGCGGAGACCUGAUGGGGAAGGCUGUGUAGAUGAGAAUGAAUGUCAGACGAAGCCAGGGAUCUGUGAGAACGGGCGCUGUCUUAACACCCGUGGAAGCUACACCUGUGAGUGUAAUGAUGGGUUCACCGCCAGCCCCAACCAGGACGAGUGCCUUGACAAUCGGGAAGGGUACUGCUUCACAGAGGUGCUACAAAACAUGUGUCAGAUCGGCUCCAGCAACAGGAACCCCGUCACCAAAUCUGAAUGCUGCUGUGAUGGAGGGAGAGGCUGGGGUCCCCACUGUGAGAUCUGCCCUUUCCAGGGGACAGUGGCUUUCAAGAAACUUUGUCCCCAUGGCCGAGGAUUCAUGACCAAUGGAGCAGAUAUCGAUGAAUGCAAGGUUAUCCAUGAUGUUUGCCGGAAUGGGGAAUGUGUCAAUGACAGAGGAUCAUAUCAUUGCAUUUGUAAAACUGGGUACACUCCAGAUAUCACUGGGACUUCCUGUGUAGAUCUGAAUGAGUGCAACCAGGCUCCCAAACCCUGCAAUUUUAUCUGCAAAAACACAGAAGGGAGUUACCAGUGUUCAUGCCCGAAGGGCUACAUUCUGCAAGAGGAUGGAAGGAGCUGCAAAGAUCUUGACGAGUGUGCCACCAAGCAACACAACUGCCAGUUCCUCUGUGUUAACACCAUCGGUGGCUUCACGUGCAAAUGUCCUCCUGGAUUUACCCAGCACCAUACGGCUUGCAUUGAUAACAACGAAUGCACCUCUGACAUCAAUCUGUGUGGGUCUAAGGGCAUUUGCCAGAACACUCCUGGAAGCUUCACCUGUGAAUGCCAGCGGGGAUUCUCACUUGAUCAGACUGGCUCCAGCUGUGAAGACGUGGACGAGUGCGAAGGUAACCACCGCUGCCAGCACGGCUGCCAGAACAUCAUCGGGGGCUACAGGUGCAGCUGCCCCCAGGGCUACCUCCAGCACUACCAGUGGAACCAGUGUGUUGAUGAAAACGAAUGCCUCAGCGCCCACAUUUGCGGAGGAGCCUCCUGUCACAACACUCUGGGGAGCUACAAGUGCAUGUGUCCCGCCGGCUUCCAGUAUGAGCAGUUCAGUGGAGGAUGCCAGGACAUCAAUGAAUGUGGCUCUUCGCAGGCCCCCUGCAGCUACGGCUGUUCCAAUACUGAGGGCGGUUACCUGUGUGGCUGUCCACCUGGUUACUUCCGCAUAGGCCAAGGGCACUGUGUUUCUGGAAUGGGCAUGGGCCGAGGAAACCCAGAGCCACCUGUCAGUGGUGAGAUGGAUGACAAUUCACUCUCCCCAGAGGCUUGUUACGAGUGUAAGAUCAAUGGCUACCCCAAACGGGGCAGGAAACGGAGAAGCACAAAUGAAACUGAUGCCUCCCAUAUCGAGGAUCAGUCUGAGACAGAAGCUAAUGUGAGCCUUGCAAGUUGGGAUGUUGAGAAGACGGCCAUCUUUGCUUUCAAUAUUUCCCACGUUAGUAACAAGGUUCGAAUCCUAGAACUCCUUCCAGCUCUUACGACUCUGACAAAUCACAACAAAUACUUGAUCAAAUCUGGAAAUGAAGAUGGCUUCUUUAAAAUCAACCAAAAGGAAGGGAUCAGCUACCUCCACUUCACAAAGAAGAAGCCAGUGGCUGGAACCUAUUCAUUACAAAUCAGUAGUACUCCACUUUAUAAAAAGAAAGAACUUAACCAGCUAGAAGACAAAUAUGACAAAGACUACCUCAGUGGUGAACUGGGUGAUAAUCUGAAGAUGAAAAUCCAGAUUUUGCUUCAUUAAUUCACCAUCCAGAGACCAAAUAAUUAAAAGAAAAACAAAUAUAGAUAGGUAGAACUAUAUUUUCCCCCAAUCAGAAUCAUCAUAUCAUAGGUACAAUCUUUCACCAAGUAAAUUUGUAUAAAUAAGCACUAUUCUUGUUACCAAAGCAAGGUACAGGUGACUACCCUAGUUCAAAACAACCACUUUCUCAGGCUUCUCAUGUGUGUAGCUAAGCUACCUUGUCAUAUGUGUUGAUUCUUGAAAACUGGGACAUGUAUUUCCUUUGGGAGUUGGCCAUUUAUGCUGACAUGCCAUCCUUCCAGCAAACGUACAGGAAUGUGCUUUCAAUUGAUGGACUACUUUUUUUUUUUUUUUUUUUUUUUGCAAAUUUGUAAACUUUGCUUCUCCAAAUACAAGUACUAGGUUGGCCAUUUAUGAUAUCUAUUUGGUGCUAGUCAAUUUUCAAACUAGAUUUAUAAAUGCACUGUAAUAUUUACACAACUUAGAAACCAAAUUACAAAUAUUCAGUUCCAAUACUUCAUUAAUUUCAAUCAACCAAAGUUAGUUCAGUAGCUUAUCUCAGUUAUGAGUAUAAUACAUUACAUGUAAAUUAAGUGUGUGUAUACUGUAAUCGUGCUAUUUUUUAUCAUUGAAACAUUUAUAAACUAGAAUAAUAAUGCCCUUAAUGUGAGGGUUUGUAAUGGUGCUUAUUAAGACCAAAGACUUGUUAAAUGUAUACACUAAGUGGUAAAGAAAUUUCUGUGACUGGCCCACAUGUGCAUAAAGGUCUGGGAGGACCAGGAAACAGCCUCAGUGGCCAGAGGAUCACCAAUGCAUCCUUCAUCACAGCAUGUGCAAUAUGCCAAGAUUACCCUCGGUCAUUCCUGUCAACAAGGGGUCAAUGUCAUAAAUGUCACAAUAAAACAAACUCUUUUUUUUUUUAGUUUACCCCCUGGCUUUGUGUUCUUGCAUGGAUUUGGGGUUGGAGGGGCCAUUCUGGAGGCUGAAGAUAGGCUCUGGAUUUAACUUAUCCUGGGUCUGUUAGUUAUGGCUUAUGAAGGUACUUUUAAUGCAUAACCACUAGAAGAAAAUUUAACGUUAUCCAUUGAAGAUAGAGUCUGGUGUCAUUAACCUGACUUGCUAUGAGAAAUUUAGAUUGUAGAGUCAUUUCUGAAACGUGAGCUAAUUUUGUGACUUUUAAACUCAGAUUUAAAUCGUUUAAAUAUCAAUAUUGUCUUAGAGCACAUGAAUUCCAUUAUAAUUUAUCAUGACCCCCUCUCAAGUAUACACAGUUUUGGUAAGCAUUAAGUAGUCUGUUCCAUUUUUUCCCCCUCAACAUUUGUUAGUCAGUGCUUAUCUAAUUACAAAGGGAUAAUCCCAGACUGCAUCCAAUUGCUAUAACUCUUGCUUUCUUAAUGUCAUAAUUUUAAAAAGGCUAUUUUAAGUGCAAUAUUCAAUAUUUAGCUGUUAGGCUCAUUCUGUUUAUAUGAAAUAAUCUUUUAAAUCCCUAAGGGCAGGAAAGCAUCUCGUGGUAGUAAAAAUAAGGGGAAUUAAGAUUGCUGCAUGAAGAUGGGGGGCGGAGAACUAGGUAGGACACAGGAAAAUCCUCUCAAAAUCUUUGAAGAGCUCAGCUGAAAAAAAAAAAAAAAAAGGUAUCGAUUUGGCAUGUAUUAUUCCAGGGUCAGCUGAUGUCAGCCCCGGAUUAAUACACACAGUCCCAAUUAUAGAGCUACUCACUGAAGGAAUGGGUUUCCUUGCAUUGUGCAGAGCUCCCCGUCACAAGAUAAAAGAGUUUCAGUCUGGCCUUAAUGGCAACCAUUGAACAAAGAUGCUUUCUUCCACCUAACAGGCCAUCAACAUUUUGUAUCUGUAAUUUUGUUUGUAGUAAGUGCUCAACAGAAUGAGCUGAAUGACUAUUACAGAGGAGGUUUGUAACUUGGGUAAGAGGUUAAAAUGUAACUCACAAUUUCCUUCUAACUCUGCACCUAUGGAACCAUGUGAUAGAGGUAUAUUACAAUUGUUAAAGAACAUACAGCCUAUGGUAAACAACAGUUUGCAUAUGGAAAAUGUCUUUGAUAAUUUAACCAGAACUGCAUUAUAUUCAGUAAUGGAUUUUCUUUAUAACAAUGGGAGAAAAUGGAGUUGGCUCACAGUGGAUCACUUUGAUAUUUUUAAUAGUCCAAGUCUGGAUUUUAUUUAUUCCAGAGCCAACAAUUUCUAACAGCAUAUUUUCCAUGUUUCUGACUGUAACAAAACAUUUUACUCAUUGUUCCAUUGUAAAUAUUCCUCUUGUUGAAACUCUUUUUAAUCCUGAGAUUUAAACUGUACCUUUCAAUUGUCUGUGACCUUUCAAUUUCACUUUCAAUAGUUGAAGAACUUGGCUUUGUAAAUCUCUCAGAAGCUUGACAAUGUCUUGUCUCUACCCCCUCAGCCCAUUUCAUUUGCCAGUAAUUAUUUUGUAAGUAGGGUUGAAAUGAACUCAGCUGGCCUUGUGAAAUGUUUAAACUUGCACAAACAACUACAUUUUUGUUCAACAAAUAGUACUUUACUCAGCCAAAAUCGCUUUGGACAUUGCCAUUAUAAAUACUGUUAAACUUCAAAAAUCAUGUCUGUAAAUUAGAUGAGCCAAAAUAAAGGACAAUUAGGUUGA
Messenger RNA from Saimiri boliviensis boliviensis (Bolivian squirrel monkey), 11796 nucleotides. NCBI's taxonomy places the organism in Eukaryota, Metazoa, Chordata, Mammalia, Primates, Cebidae. The record is from RefSeq and is a predicted model, not a curated record.